CCGACGCUGCGAACAUGCCGCGACCGACAGGGUUGGUUAUAAAACGACACAACAUACGAAUAUGGUGCCACGAAUGCGACAUGGGACGCUUACAACGCGUUGUGUGGGAGGGCCAAGGUGCAAGACUGCUUAGCGAAGUGUCUAGCCAGCCGAUCGUAAAGAAAUUUCUAGAAGCUGUUCCUUAUAUAAUGAACACAAUUCGUGACAUCCACAACGCCGUGAUUCAGAAUGACUUGGAAGGUUUCAUGAAGCUCACAGCUGACCCAAUACCACCUCAAGCUCUAUCUAGCAGAGAUGCAAACAAUUUGACAGCUAUGCACAAAGCUGCUGGUCUGGGUCGCGGUAGUAUACUGAAGUAUAUGAUAGAAAGAUACCCUCAAGGCAUAAAUGACACUGACAAUGAUGGUCGCACACCAUUGCAUUACGCUGCUAUAGUGAAAGAUGAGCAACAUACGUAUAACACGCUUAUAAGCUUUGGGGCUGAUGAGGGCGCAGUUGAUAAUAAAAAUAAAACACCAGCAUAUUAUGUCAAUAGGGCCCACGAUAUCGAUAAAAAUAUUUUUAAAAUUUUGCCUGAUGCACCAAGAACACCAUCUAGUGCUUAUCCAGCUUCAUGGGAUUGGAAAAUUUUAGACACUGAGUAUAUUGGAAAUUUUAAUAAAAAGUCUAGAAAGAAAAAUUUAAAAGCAUCCAGUGAAAAUAUAUCAUCAAAAAACAACACGAAUACUAUAUCGGAUAGUGUAGAAAAUAACAAUAGUUUGAUGAAAAAUAGCAGUACGCAUGAGUUAAUUAGUGAUUUACCAGAUUUAAAUGAUAAUGAAAAACUUCAUGCAAUUAGUAAUGAUUCUAACGAAGAAGAUGCACAAAGUAAUAAGGAUGCAACUGAAAUUGAAGACGUAAAAGAAAAUAUUGAAAAUGAGAAUAUUUCUGAUGAAAAAAAUGAUAUAACCCCAGCUGAAAAUACUCAGCCUGAUGAUAUUGACAAAAAUAAUAUUGAGAACAUAGAAAACAAUGACGAAAAUAAUGAAAACCACGAGGAUACAAACAGCACGAUUGGAAAUACUGAUGAUGAGAAUAAUGAAAAAGAAAAUAUUAAUCAAUCAAAUGAAAAUAUGGAAGGAAAACACAUUGAGGCAACCAAAGACAUUAAUGAAAUCUCAGAUGAAAAAAAUAUUGAAUCAGUUAAGGAAGAGACAGACAAAAAUGUUGAUGAGAACAACGAUAAUGCAAAUAAUGAAUCGACAACACAACAAGAAGAUGAAGAAGAACAAAUAACAAAACCAACUGCUGUUGAAAGUGUCAACUCUGAAAGUAAUGAUGACGAAGUUAAAAAAGAAAAUAAAGAAAUUGAGAGUCCUCACGAUAACUUGGAAAGUACACCUCAAGAAAUAACCGAAAAAGAAAGCGUAAAUGAAAAUAGUAAUGGUCAUGGUACUCCUGAAAAAACUGAUGACCAUGAUCAUGACGACAAUCUUCAAUCAGAUACAAUAAAUAAGGAAAAAGUUCAUGAAGAGGAUGCCUCUAGAACUACACCGAAUGAAGGAAACCUCAUCAACGGCCGAAAUAUACAGGAAAGUCUUAUAGAAGGUAUAAUUAGCAGUGAAGCUGAACAAGAAACGCAAGACGCAAGUAUCACUCAAAGAGAUGGCCCAUAUCACGACGACAUUCUAAUUGUAGACAAUGAAAUAGACCCGGAAGUAACUGACUUAAUCAAUACAGCUAAUAUGGAAAUGUUGGCAACUUUAGUAUUAAACGGAGAGGGAUCUAGAUUAAUUGGACGGCAGUCUAGAAAUACGGAAUUGCAAGCGUUUUUGAACAAUGUACCCACUUAUAUGCAAAAAAUCAACAGAGUUCACGUAGCUGCCAGAGAAGGUAAUUUAAAAGAUUUACAAGCAGCUUUAGACCGGAGAAAAUUUGCAAUCGCUCGAGAUCCAAUUUCACCGAAUGGAGCUACCCCUUUACACGUGGCUACAGUAUUUGGAAAAAGCAACAUUAUGAAAUAUUUAGGAGGAAGAUUUCCUGAGACACUAUCCGCAGUGGAUUUCGAAGGGAGAACUGCUUUACAUUACGCUGCAGUAUUACCAGAUAACGGUCAUUAUUACCAUAUAUUGCAACAGUUAGGUGCUAAUUCAAAGGAUUUGGACGAUAAUGGUCGAUCCGCUGAAGAUUAUCAAAGAAACCCAACUCUGUUUCCAUUUAGGCAAAUGUUAACAGAUUUUGGUAUUAGUGAUGAGACAGCCAAUGCAAUGUUUUCGGAUAAAGGUACAAGCCAUGACGUUAACGGCCAUAUGGACAUUCCCAUCUUUCAUACCGAAGAAGGCAGAUACCUUGCAAAGUCACUUGGCGAUCCUUUAAUAAAAGGUCUAACCGAAGUGGCAAAUAUAAAACCGAAAGACCCCGUAGCUUUUCUCGCCAGUUUUCUUCACAAUUUUCCCGAGCACGAGAAACCUCGAUUAGGAACACAGGAAUCAAACGUGUUGGUAACGAAAGAAGCACCUGAAGUAGACAAUGAACAUCCGCCGUUCGAUUACAAAGAUGGCACUGCAGAGAAUACAGUUGAAGAAACAGAACAUGUAGCGAUCGAUCGCACUCGAACUGCUAUCCGACCACACAGACCUAUAGACGUCAUCACCGUGGAUCCCCAGCUAGAAACUAGUCCUGAUGCUCCCGAAACAGCUCUCACAAGUCCCAACAGGGACGAGCAUGGGCAAUCCAUGUUACACUUCGCAGCAGCGCGAGCUCAUACAAACAAUGCGUUAUUUCAAUUACUACAGGAAUCAGACAUUAGUCUUGGAUAUCGAGAUGAGUUAUAUCGCACUGCACGUGAUGUCUCCAUACAAGCUAAUGUAUUAGAGAAUACUGCGGAGAUCGAUCGAUGGGUUCUGCAUUUAGCUGCUAGAGGAAAGUCAGACAAAAUAAUGGAAUUGUUACUUCAAGGAUACGAUCAUAUAUUAGACAUAGUGGACGAUGAGGGGAUUCCAAUAUCCGACGUAGUGGUUCAAAGGGGCGACAAUGAAAUGAGCAAUCUUCUUGCAUCGAUUCCACCUUUCGAGGAAUCGAGGGAAGCACUCCAGGGCGCAAUACGUCACGGUGACCUCUCCAGUGUUCAAGAAUUGCUGUCAGUAGAGGGCGGACGCACGCUCGCCCUCGCACAGAAUGCACUCGGCCGCAACGCAUUACAUAUUGCUGUAUUAGCGCAACAAGAGGACAUCGUGGAAUAUUUAGUUAAUACAUACCCAGAAAUGCUACGUCUCGGUGAUAAUCUGGAACGCACUGCAUUACAUUACGCGAUGGGCGUUGAAAAGAUGGAAUCCUUAAGCCGAAUACUCAUACGAGCUGGUGCUAAAAGGGUACUCAAAGAUCUUAAAGGUCGACAGCCGUCAUACUACUUCAUGAAUAAAUCCGAUAUAUUACGCCUUAAAGAGGAGGAAGAAGCGUAUUGACUUGGAAGUGAUAUGGGAAAAUUGAGGAACGAACGAUAAAUGUCCAUCCUAAGCAUGUUUUAUAAAUACUACAAUUUCUUUCGAAUACGCCUUUAAAAUAUAAGAUGGAAUCAAGUACAAUUUACA
This is a messenger RNA of Vanessa atalanta (red admiral), 3569 nucleotides long. RefSeq lists its product as uncharacterized. Bases 15 to 3443 code for a protein of 1142 amino acids. Lineage: Eukaryota; Metazoa; Arthropoda; Insecta; Lepidoptera; Nymphalidae. The transcript is spliced from 18 exons. The record is from RefSeq and is a predicted model, not a curated record. Gene Ontology annotation, molecular function: protein binding.